AUGAGUGCGAAAGCAGUAAGAGCAAUUAUAUUAACGUUAACUGGAUGCAUGUUAAAUAAUAUAUUUUUAGAAUAUAUCAUUCAGUUAGAUCCAGGGGCAGGACAUCUAAUAACAUUAUGUCAGUUUCUUUUUAUAGCUAUUCAUGGAUAUAUUUUCACUUCAAAAUUUGGAACAGUUACACCAAAGAUACCCCUAAAAGAUUAUGUUAAGUUAGUAGUAUUUUUUUUUACUACAAGUGUAAUGAACAACUGGGCAUUUGCUUUUAAUAUUCCAGUACCCCUUCACAUGAUAUUUAGAGCAGGUUCUCUAAUUGCAAAUAUGAUAAUGGGAAUCAUCAUAUUGAAAAAGAAAUACACAAUUGAAAAAUACUUUUCAGUAUUUUGCAUCACAUUUGGUAUAAUAAUUUGUACUUUAUAUUCAAGCAAAUCCCAGCCAUCGACUUGUACAGAUUGUGACCCUUACACAAAAAAAGAUACAGUACAGGAAAAUAUAGAUUAUGAACACUUUUUUUGGUGGUUAAUAGGAAUAAUUAUUUUGACAGUAGCUUUAUUGAUGUCAGCAGGAAUGGGUAUUUUCCAAGAACAGUUAUAUAAAAAACAUGGAAAACAGAAUGAAGAAGCCUUGUAUUAUACACAUCUCUACCCUCUGCCUGGUUUCUUGAUGUACUAUGGAAGUAUAGUAGAACAUGUCAAUAUAGCAAGCAGUAGUGAAAUGGUGAACAUUCCAUUAUUAAACAUGGGAUUUCCAAUACUAUGGAUAUUUUUAAUCUCAAACGUCGUGACCCAGUUUUUGUGCAUAAGCAACGUUUAUGUACUAACCGCAGAAUGUGCUUCGUUGACAGUUACUCUAGUUAUAACUUUAAGAAAAUUCUUUUCUUUGGUAUUUUCUAUAAUAUAUUUCCAAAAUCCUUUCACCGCAGCCCAUUGGUUUGGUACCGCUUUAGUUUUUAUUGGAACUUUAAUGUUUUCAGAGACACAUUACAUUAUUUUAGAUGCAUUUUCUAGUAAAUCUAAAGAAUCAUUAAAACAUAAAAAAGAAUCGUUAAAACAGAAAAAGUCAAAGUAG
Messenger RNA from Psylliodes chrysocephalus, 1065 nucleotides. The record is from the annotation of a GenBank genome assembly. Lineage: Eukaryota; Metazoa; Arthropoda; Insecta; Coleoptera; Chrysomelidae.